Molecule: messenger RNA, 883 nt
Organism: Neurospora hispaniola
Lineage: Eukaryota; Fungi; Ascomycota; Sordariomycetes; Sordariales; Sordariaceae
Product: putative inosine triphosphate pyrophosphatase
Exons: 5
Coding region: 132-707 (191 amino acids)
Biological process (GO): nucleoside triphosphate catabolic process
Cellular component (GO): cytoplasm
Molecular function (GO): nucleoside triphosphate diphosphatase activity
Source: RefSeq, a predicted model, not a curated record
CGAGCUAAACGAUCACCGGCCUGACUCUUACUCCGAAGAGGUGCCGUACUUAUCCAUACUCUCCCUCCUCAGGUCUCACUCUUUGACUCUCACAACUUAACCUUACCACCAGGUCAGAAAACACCGUCAAAAUGUCUGCCCCUUCACAAGCCCGCCACAUCGUCAACUUCAUCACCGGCAACGCCAACAAGCUCGGCGAAGUCAAGGCGAUCCUCGAGCCCGCCAUCCAAGUCGAGAACCAGGCGCUUGAUCUGCUCGAGAUCCAAGGCACCUUGGAGGAAGUCACGUUGGAUAAGUGCCGGAGGGCUGCUGAUUUGGUCCAAGGCCCCGUUCUCGUCGAAGAUACCUGCCUCUGCUUUAACGCUUUGAAGGGUCUUCCUGGUCCUUAUAUCAAAUGGUUCAUGAACUCCCUCGGCCAUGAAGGCCUCAACAACCUCCUAGCCGCUUACGAGGACAAGUCGGCUAAGGCCGUCUGCACCUUUGGCUACUCUGCUGGUCCCGGCCACGAGCCCAUUCUCUUCCAGGGCAUCACCGACGGCAAAAUCGUUCCUCCGAGGGGUCCUCCUAACUUCGGCUGGGAUGCCAUCUUCGAGUAUGAAGGCCAGACAUAUGCCGAGAUGGACAAGGCGGAAAAGAACAAGAUUUCCCACCGUGCCAAGGCUCUGGCCAAGUUGCAGGAGUGGUUUGCUAAGGAGAUGACCGCUUGAAUAUCUUCUCUCAAGUGAGGAACAAAUUAAGACAGCAAUAUUUCUGAAAGACGAAAGAAAAGCAGCGCCGUUGUGAUGAAAAGACAAAGCUGUGGCCACAAGGCCAUAAUACCCAAAACGAUCUGGAAACAAAGAGAAAAAAAAAACGAAGAAAUAACACGCCGCUUGAAAUGCAG